CCCGGGGUGGGUUCCCGGCAGAGGCGGGAGGUGGGCGGGGGGAUGCGGGGACCCCCCCGCGGUGGGGGUCGGUGUUGCGGGGUCAGGCCCCGCCGCCCCCAUUGUCAGCCCGGUGCCGGCGGGGGGGGACGCGACGAGCCCCUUUUUUAGGGCCCCCGGAGUGGGGAGAGCAGAGAGGGGCGACAGCGGAGCUGGGGGACCCCCGGCAGCCACGAGGGGAUUCAGGGGGCGCCAGCGGCAUCGGCCGCGCCGUGAGCGGCCGCCUGGCCCGCGAGGGCGCGCGCGUGGCCGUGGCCGAUCGCGACAUGUCGGGGGCGGCGGCGACAGCGAAAGGGCUCCCCCGGAACUCCCCCUCCGACCACGGAGCUUUCCAGGUGGAUGUGGCCGAUCCCAAAAGCGUCGCCGAGAUGGUGAGGAGUCUGCAGGAGCACUUUGGGGUUCCCCCCCGUGUCCUGGUGUCCUGUGCUGGGAUCACCCGCGACCGGAUGUUCCUGGAGAUGGGAGAGCGGGAAUUCCGGGAAGUGCUGGGGGUGAACCUGGAGGGGACGUUCCUGGUGACACAGGAGGUGACAAAGGCCUUGGUGACAUCGGGGGACCCUGGGGGGGCCUCCCUGGUCCUCGUGGGCAGCGUGGUGGCCAAGGUGGGGAAUUUGGGCCAAACCAACUACGCGGCCUCCAAGGGGGGGGUGGAGGGGCUGACCCGGAGCGUGGCCAAGGAGGUGGCCAGGUUUGGGAUCCGCUGCAAUUCUGUCCUACCGGGAUUUAUCGUCACCCCCAUGACGGACAAAGUGCCCCCAAAAGUGCUGGACAAGUUUGCAGGGAUGGUGCCACUGGGACGACUGGGGGACCCUGAGGACGUGGCAGACGUGGUGGCUUUCCUGGCGUCGGGGGACAGCGGCUACGUCACCGGGGCCACCCUGGAGGUGACAGGGGGUCUCUUCAUGUGACGGAUCCAACCCCUCCCCCCUGAUGUCCCCCCAAUGGGGGGGGAGGGGCAGACCUCAAAAUUUGGGGGUAUAAAGGGGAGGGACCCCAAAAUUUGGGGUGUUGAGUCUGGGAGCCCAAAAAUGGGGGGAAGAAGAAAGGGGGGACCCUAAAAUUUGGAGAGAUUGAGGGGCAGGACUCAAAAAUUUGGGGAGGGGAGACUUCAAAAUUUGGGGGGAUAAAGGGGGGGACCCCAAAAUUUGCGGGGUUGAGAUGGGUGGGAGGCCCUGAGUUUGCAGGAAGGGGACCCCAAAAUUUGGGUGGGGGACAAAAGGGGGGGGACCUCAAAAAUUGAGGAGGGUCCUAAAACUGGGGGGAAGGGGCCUAAAGUAGGGGAUGGGUCCCCCCAAAAUAUGGAAGGGGAACCCCAAAACUGGGGAGGUCGAGGGAGGGGGGUGGAACCUCUCCAAAAAACCACCAGGAGCUGUUGCCAUGGAGAUGUUUAUUGGCCACGCCCACCCCGGGCCACUCCCACUGAGACCACGCCCACCCCUCCCCUCCCUUAAAUCUCUAAAACUACAAAAAUAAACAUUUUUGACCCAAAA
Molecule: messenger RNA, 1529 nt
Organism: Chiroxiphia lanceolata (lance-tailed manakin)
Lineage: Eukaryota; Metazoa; Chordata; Aves; Passeriformes; Pipridae
Product: estradiol 17-beta-dehydrogenase 8-like
Exons: 10
Molecular function (GO): oxidoreductase activity, acting on the CH-OH group of donors, NAD or NADP as acceptor
Source: RefSeq, a predicted model, not a curated record